Messenger RNA from Eremomyces bilateralis CBS 781.70, 1203 nucleotides. RefSeq names its product NAD(P)-binding protein. The record is from RefSeq and is a predicted model, not a curated record. Gene Ontology annotation, molecular function: oxidoreductase activity. NCBI's taxonomy places the organism in Eukaryota, Fungi, Ascomycota, Dothideomycetes, Eremomycetales, Eremomycetaceae. The transcript has 5 exons. The coding region runs from base 1 to 894 and encodes 297 amino acids.
AUGUCAUCUCAAGCUGGCCAGCAAGGCAAAUUCGAGCCUAUCGCCAAGGCUCAAGCUCAGGAUCAACCUGGGUAUGAGACCCACAUGCAGCCGAAAAGUGAACCUACUGCUCUUGAAGGUGAGGGCGGCUUUGUUGAGUACGCUGCUGCGGGAAAGCUCAAGGGAAACAAGAUAUUGAUCACUGGUGGAGAUUCUGGAAUUGGUCGUUCCGUUGCAGUAUUGUUUGCUCGGGAGGGAUCGGAUGUCACGAUUGUAUUCCUCCCUGAGGAAAAGGAUGAUGCUCAAGAGACCAAGAAGCUGGUGGAAAAGGAAGGAAGGGAAUGUCUACUUGUUCCAGGGAACCUGAUGGACAAUGCUACCUGCAAAGAAGCCGUGCAGAAGCAUGUUGAUAAAUUUGGCAAGCUCCAUGUUCUUGUGAACAAUGCAUCAAAGCAGAUCAUGUGCCCUGAUUUUGCUGAUAUCGAUUUGGACAAUGUCGAGAGCACAUUCCGAAGCAACAUCCUCCAAAUGUUCGCGAUAACGAAGUAUGCUCUUCCUCAUAUGCCAAAAGGCUCCAGCAUCAUCAACACAAGCUCCACUGUUGCCUUUCGUGGAACUGCUUCUAUGGUUGACUAUGCUGCCACUAAGGGCGCGAUUGUCUCGUUCACUCGGGCUUUAGCAGUACAGCUAGUCAAAAAGGGCAUUCGGGUCAAUUGUGUGGCUCCGGGUCCAGUACACACCCCAAUCCAAGUCGCCUCCCGUCCUGCCGAACAAAUGGAAGGAUUUGGGGAGGAAUCCCGUAUUGGUCGACCGGGACAACCAAGCGAGAUCGCUCCGAGCUUCGUCUUUUUGGCCAGCAAGGACGCCGAACUCUAUUAUGGCCAGGUGCUACAUGCAUAUCCACUAGGAGAUUGAGAGGGGCGUUAUAGCAGGGCCAGAUUCGAAUUACAGUAUCUUCAUAGAGAAUCUAGCUGAUUCCAACCCGGUUGACAUGCUCUUCCAAACUUUCAGAACUGCGCCGCCAGAAACUGAGGAUUUCCAGAAUGGUCUCAGACCUUGUUCCAUGCUACGGGCUCGGAAAUUACUCCAAAUCGGUUCGCGAAAACUUGAAUGAAUAGGAUAUAACUGAGGAAACAGCGAAGUCUGGUAGUAAGAUAGCUGAUAUGUGUGCAAGGCUUGAGAAGACCAUCCGGACAUUCCAGAUACAAGUUCAUAGAGUUACAG